Molecule: messenger RNA, 1869 nt
Organism: Pseudocercospora fijiensis CIRAD86
Lineage: Eukaryota; Fungi; Ascomycota; Dothideomycetes; Mycosphaerellales; Mycosphaerellaceae
Exons: 1
Coding region: 1-1869 (622 amino acids)
Source: RefSeq, a predicted model, not a curated record
AUGCCAGCAGACGCGCAGACUACCGUGAGCCCACGCGCCACCUCGAGAAUGCUGUAUCAGGCGAUUGAUGAGUGCCGUGGAGAGCAUCUUACUCGUGAGAGUCAGGAGCAUUUCCUGAACGCACUCAUCUUCAAGCAUCAGCUGCAAUUUGAUGCAAAACAUCUGCGACGUCACAUUGCACUCAGGUCCAGGCUGAAGAAGAAUCCCAGUCACACCGUCAACGAGUUCUGGCGCCUCGGCUCCGACUUCUUUACAGAGCAGCACCUGCGUGAUAUUGGAUACCGCCGGCAGACCACAUCUGGCACAGAGCCAUCCACCCACACGACGAACACCGAGAUUGACGAUUCGCAAGGUUCGCACGUUACGCAAUCCAAGAGUCGCUCGCCACCCGUAAUUGCCGGCACCAAGCGUGGCGUAGAGGAGGCACUAGAACUCUCAUCCGACGAGGAGAUGGAGGUCGCUCAUCGCCCAACGAAAGCCAAGAAGACAGAUGGCGCAGGAAGCAAAAUCUUAGCUGCCGCGCCUGCUCCGAAGUCAAAGAAGCGAGCUCUUGACCAGCGCGAGGUACCAAGCAGCAGUGACCAGGAGCUAGACCGGGACUCGAAACGUCGAAAAGUUGAUGCAGAUAUCAACGCAAGUCUGCGACCAUCCAAGCCAAAUCAGGAGGCUCCAAUCAUCACAGGUAGCAAGGAGACCGCGACUGCGGCAGCCUCAGCUAGUGGGGACACGCAGCAGAACGCUACGAAGGAAGCGCCCACAGUGGCCGAACUGGCACAAGCGGCAGACGCCAUUAGAAAUGGUUCGAGAAAGCCGCGCUGGGACGACUGGCGUUUAGAUCGUGCUUUCCAGCCAAUCCAGGAUACCAGAGCGAGCUUCUGCGAGGCUCAGAAACAGAAGCUUGGGGAGUGGGACGCUGUGGACACUGAGAGACCACUUUUCCCUCCUGAGCUGCCACUGCCAGGAGACCUUAACGAUAGAGCAAGAAUGGAGAUAUACAACCGCGUUCUCGGGAACAUCGACAGCAACAUGAAAAGCGCAUGGUGGCAAACGAUGUGCUUGUUCGUUAAUUUCACCGAGAACAAUAAUCUGGAGAAACGUGGCCCAGCUCAGCUCGUCCAGGAUGCUUCGCCAGAGCUGAGCGCAUUGUACGAGAGAGUCUUCGCCACUAAAGAGUGGUUUAGCAGCUUCACUAGGCGCGUGAACCAGGACAAAGCGUGGGGCCUCGAAGCGGAAGACGUCUUCACCAGCAUGGUGGCUGCCGCGGUAUACAAGGAUGUCUUCACUGCCAAGCAGCCAUGGGAAGUGGGCGACAGUAUCAAGGACGCGCUUGGAGACAAGUACAAGUUCCUCGAGGAGACCAUCAAGGACGAAGGUCACAGGUUGGACAUACUGCUCAAGGUGUGCUCGUACAAGGUCGUCAACGACAAGAAAUUUCAAGAGACCGCAAUAGCAGAGCACGCAAGAUUCCUUGCAGCCAAGCUUCUGACAACUCUGACGCCUCAUCUCCUGCUGUUCCGCAACACACAGAAGCCUCCCAAGCCCGAUGAAAACCCACAUUAUCGACCGGAUUUACAGCCGCGUCUAGGUUCAGUGUUGCUCGAGAUGCUGGAGGAACUCUAUCAUGAGUGCUUGGUCUCGAAGGGCAAAAUGGAGUCGUAUUGGGAAGCUCGCUAUGAAUAUUUGUGGCCCGACGCCAACACCGUGAUGGACCGAAAGGCGUGUAUUUCAAUGAACCAAUCCAAUGACGAGAAAAAGAUCAUGUUGACCUAUUGGCCUGCUGUCCGCUGCAGCAAAACUGGAUAUGACGGAGUGGAGGAAGUCUGGUUCGCGUCCAGGGCAAGAGUACGAGCAUGCCCAAGCUUGGAGUAG